Glycine soja is the source of this 1275-nucleotide messenger RNA. RefSeq names its product pyrroline-5-carboxylate reductase. The coding region runs from base 197 to 1021 and encodes 274 amino acids. Lineage: Eukaryota; Viridiplantae; Streptophyta; Magnoliopsida; Fabales; Fabaceae. The record is from RefSeq and is a predicted model, not a curated record. The transcript has 7 exons. Gene Ontology annotation, biological process: L-proline biosynthetic process. Gene Ontology annotation, molecular function: pyrroline-5-carboxylate reductase activity.
CUUGCUAUUUUCCUCCACCUAAUGUGACAAGUUGAGUAUGCAAGUUAAACAAACAACUGCAAGGGAAAUAGGGGCCUAACUUUAUAUAUCGGCGUGAGUGAGUGCGUCAUUUCUUUCUUUCUCUGCUUCCCUAACCAACUGAACCAGCAGCAACAUUUGCGCAAAUCGAAAUUGAUUCUCUGCCACUAAACCUAAAAUGGAAAUCUUUCCGAUUCCCGCCGAAUCCUACACUCUCGGCUUCAUCGGCGCCGGAAAAAUGGCCGAGUCCAUUGCCCGAGGCGCCGUCCGCUCCGGCGUCCUGCCGCCUUCUCGCAUUCGGACCGCCGUCCACUUCAACCUCGCCCGCCGUGGCGCCUUCGAGUCCUUCGGCGUCACCGUUCUCCCUUCAAACGACGACGUCGUUCGCGAAAGCGACGUCGUCGUUUUGUCGGUCAAACCUCAAUUAGUGAAAGACGUGGUGUCGAAAUUGACGCCGCUUUUGACGAAGAACAAGCUUUUGGUUUCGGUCGCUGCUGGUACCAAAUUGAAAGAUCUUCAGGAAUGGGCUGGGAACGACAGAUUUAUAAGAGUGAUGCCUAAUACCCCAGCAGCUGUUGGCCAGGCAGCAUCUGUAAUGAGCUUGGGGGGAUCUGCAACGGAAGAAGAUGGAAAUAUCAUAGCCCAAUUAUUUGGGUCAAUUGGCAAAAUAUGGAAAGCUGAGGAAAAGUAUUUUGAUGCAAUAACUGGCCUGAGUGGCAGUGGUCCUGCUUAUGUUUAUUUAGCAAUAGAGGCUUUGGCUGAUGGAGGAGUAGCAGCUGGUUUACCACGUGAUCUUUCAUUAAGUCUAGCUUCUCAAACUGUAUUAGGGGCAGCAUCAAUGGUCUCCCAGACUGGGAAGCACCCGGGACAGCUCAAAGAUGACGUUACUUCUCCAGGUGGGACAACAAUUACGGGCAUUCAUGAGUUAGAAAAUGGUGGGUUCCGUGGAACACUGAUGAAUGCUGUUGUUGCUGCUGCUAAGCGCAGCCGAGAGCUUUCCUGAAUCAAGAGAUUAGGAUUCUACUUUUUUUUUAGACCAAAAUCUGAUUUCGGUCGAAUUUUCAGUCACUAUUAUGAGAACUUGGGGCUCUUCUUUGAGAGGAGUAAACAAGAAUGUUUGGCCAUAACAGUCUUUUCGAGCUAGCAUCAUGAAUGCAUCCGAGUCUAUAUGAGAACUUGAAGUUUCCUUGCAAAAGAAGAGUACUAGCAGUAAAAAUAAAAUAAAACCACUAGGCCACUAAGCUGCAUUCGAGUCUA